Messenger RNA from Thamnophis elegans (Western terrestrial garter snake), 759 nucleotides. RefSeq names its product NK6 homeobox 3 (gene NKX6-3). The record is from RefSeq and is a predicted model, not a curated record. Gene Ontology annotation, biological process: regulation of transcription by RNA polymerase II; cell differentiation. Gene Ontology annotation, molecular function: DNA-binding transcription factor activity, RNA polymerase II-specific; RNA polymerase II cis-regulatory region sequence-specific DNA binding. Gene Ontology annotation, cellular component: nucleus. Lineage: Eukaryota; Metazoa; Chordata; Lepidosauria; Squamata; Natricidae.
AUGCAGGGGAAUAUUUGCUCAACGGCCCUCUCUGUCCCCGUUCCGGAAGUGAAAGCCCCAAUGUGCCAGUAUUCGAUGCAAAACUCCUUUAUAAGCUCAGCCUCCUGGAAUCACUGCCAGUUGGCAUCGGGCACGCACGGCAUCAGGUACAUCCUCAGCAGACCGGUGGUGGCUCCUCCAAACAACGGCCUCCUGUCUGGUACUCCCACGUUGGGGGAUCACGGACUGGGAGCCCAGGGCAUUUACUAUGGUCCCAAUGGGCAGUUUUGCCAAGGCGGGGAAGCGACAUAUGGAGCCAGGGGCAGGAGCUGUUGGGCCGACCCCAGUCAGGAAUGGCACGAAGGCCGAGGAUGUGGCAAUGCCUCAGGGCACCUGGGUGAUGGCCUCCACAAGAAGAAACACACACGGCCAACCUUCACAGGCCACCAGAUCUUUGCCCUGGAGAAAACCUUUGAGCAGACCAAAUACUUGGCUGGGCCUGAGCGGGCACGACUGGCAUAUUCCCUGGGCAUGAGUGAAUCCCAGGUAAAGGUGUGGUUCCAGAACCGCCGCACCAAGUGGAGGAAGAAAAGUGCCCUGGAGCCUUCUUCCUCUUCCCCACAAGCAGGCACUGGACCAGGCGAGCGCACUGUCUCUGAUGAGGAUGACGAAUACAACAAGCCCUUGGAUCCAGACUCCGAUGAUGAGAAGAUCCGUCUCCUGUUGCGCAAACACCGGUCCACCUUCUGCGUCCUGGGUCUAGGCUCCCACAGUGGCUGA